Messenger RNA from Tremella mesenterica DSM 1558, 3537 nucleotides. RefSeq lists its product as uncharacterized. Lineage: Eukaryota; Fungi; Basidiomycota; Tremellomycetes; Tremellales; Tremellaceae. Gene Ontology annotation, biological process: tubulin complex assembly; microtubule cytoskeleton organization; post-chaperonin tubulin folding pathway. The transcript has 18 exons. Gene Ontology annotation, molecular function: beta-tubulin binding; GTPase activator activity. The record is from RefSeq and is a predicted model, not a curated record. The coding region runs from base 1 to 3537 and encodes 1178 amino acids.
AUGUCUCUUGGGGAUAUUGUAGUCACAGCUUCCCCUCUUGAAGAUGAUUCAGACCCUACUUAUACCCACUUUGCUCAUCGGGAUGAGUUCAUCAAUCUCCUCACCAGGCUCGUCUCCGUCGACGUCACACAUUCCCCUUCCGAGGUGGAAGAGCAAGCGGAGGUAGCAAUCGUCAAAUCUUUGGGGUCCAUCCUGGACUUUUAUCUCCCCCUUCCCGGACUCCUCGACCCUUCAUUAGGCGAAAUCCUCUCCCCUCUUCUGGACAAGCUCUCAUCCGCCCUCGACCUCCUUGUCAACGAAUCUGAGCUCAUAGUAAACGCUGCUAGACUACAUCGUCUGGGUCAAGUAAUCAACUGGCUAGUCAAAGUGAGAGGUUGGAAAGCUAUCGUUCCCCACUUUCCUUCAGAUAUUAAAUACAUCAACCUUCUCGUUUCCUUGCUCUCUCCAUCUUCAAACCGUCCUAGCUCAUCUACGACACCACCACUCGUCCACCAUCCCCUUCUUUGCAGCCAAGAUGCAUGGGAAUUACGUGCUGUCUUAUUACUCUGGCUGGCCAUGCUGCUCACUGUUCCAUUCAACCUCUCUGUCUUCUCGAUCGAUCAAUGGACUUCUUCAUCACUCGACCUCGUCUCCAAAAAUAUUCUAUUCUCUGUUCCUACGGCUAUUCUGGCAAGACAGGUCAUCGUGCUCUCUAUACCCCUCCUGGACAGACCGGGUAAAGAGGGUGUUUAUGCUGCUCUGGUGUUAGCUCGACUUUACUCAAGAGAAGACGUAGUGAAUUCACUCCCGGGAUUCCUGGAUUUUGCAAGACAGAGUAUACAGGAAGGUGACAGAGAGGCAGAAGCCAAUCUGGUUGCUUGCUUAUUUUCCUUUCUGGCGUUUUUGCCAGCUAUGAUGAGAUCCGAAAGAUUGGAGAUGAUGGUGGAGUUUGAAGACUGGUUACUAGAUUAUUUGAGUGGGACAAGAACAGCAGCUUCAAGUGGACUUAUUAGAAAACUUGCAGUGAAGACAAAGGGGAGAUGGUGGCUAGCUCGUCUGAGUAGCACAACGUAUAAAUCAGGGGAGGUCGAUAUGCCUGAAGGUUUAGAAGCCAUUAUUGAUAGUCUUAUGUCUGGUCUAAGUGACAAGGAUACCAUAGUUCGAUAUUCCUCCGCCAAAUAUCUAGCUCGACUGGCAGCUUUACUCCCUCCGGAGCUCGCUCAUCAAAUUGUCGUGGCCACCCUUGAACUCUACAAUGGUACAGAAGAUAUUCCAGUCAUUUUGUCAUAUUUUGGGACUAUCAUUGAUCCCGGUGGUUCUCCAAGUACGAAAGGAACCAUGGGACUCGGUGGGUAUGAAAUGUCACGAGGCGAAGCGAGAUGGCAUGGAGUUUGUCUGGCUUCAGCUGAAUUAGCAAGGAGAGGAUUAUUGAAAAAUGAUGCUAUAUCCGGAGCCAUUACCUGGGGUUUGAGGGCAUUGUCAUUUGAUCUUCGGAGAAGUAGUCAUUCAAUCGGUGCCAACGUUCGUGAUGCUGCUGCAUAUUUGUUAUGGUCCAUAUCACGCGCAUGUACGGCGGAAGAGAUAGCUCCUUACGCUGAGAAAAUGGCAACGUCGAUGGUUUGUGUCGCUUGCUUUGAUCGAGAAGUUGGAGUGCGUCGAGCGGCCAGCGCGGCAUUUCAAGAAGGAGUAGGAAGACUUGGAUUGUAUCCCGAGGGAAUCGACGUGUUGGGUCAUACGGAUUUCUUCUCGGUCAGCGUCAGACGGGCAGCUUUCACUGAGGCCGCACCUGCCGUUGCCAAACAUGAAGUGUAUAGACGACAAAUGCGAGAACACUUACAUCGUAUCACUCUGCGUCAUUGGGAUACUUCAAUGAGGACUCUCGCUGGUGGCGCUUUGAGGUGUAUAUCGGAAUUGGGAGAUGUGUCUGAUCUUCAAGAUUCCUUAGAACGCGAGAUCAACAACCUAAUUUCUGUGGAUCCUACCAGUGUACAUGGUGCCCUAGUAGCUUUAUUAGGUAUCUCGACACUCGAUAAGUCGUCACAAUCACAGCGCCUGAUAAUAUCAAAGGCAUUAUCGACAAUCCGAUCAGGAGUAUUCCUCAGUCCAGUGGGAGGAGAUAUACUCAAAGCGACUUGUGAACUCUUCACGACUUGUCUAAGUCAAGAAGCUCUCAAUUUACCCGAGGUAACAAAAGUGUUGGACCUUGUCAUCCUUUCUUCUAUGCGUAGACGGGAGGCAGAAUGUCAUGAGGCGGUGGCGGACGUCUAUACUCGAUUGAGCGAACUUACAGACCCAACAGGUUUGAUGACCAAACUCAUCAACGACCUCAAAUCUAUACGUCCACCACAAAGACAAUCUGCCGCUCUUUCACUAGGUCAUAUUCGGUAUCUUACCCAUUCCCAACUUGUGCAAAAAGCUAUCGAAGCUUUACUCCGUCAACUUGACUCUUCAACCAAGGCAGACGUGGAGACUCGUAGAAAUACCAUAAGAUCCCUGACUGAUAUUUGUCUACAAACCUCUUCCUCCCAACUUAUCGUGGACACAUCGACAUUCAAAACCAUCUUCAAUACUGUAAUCAAAGGUCUUGAUGAUUAUUCCACUGAUCAAAGGGGCGAUGUAGGUUCUUGGAUCCGUAUAGUUUCUCUACGAUCUCUAGGACGAAUCAUCCCUGCCGCUGUUGUCGAUGAGAGAGUGUUGGAAUUGGUAUCUCAAGUUGAGUUUGAUGAGAUGAUAGGAGGAAUGAUCAAGCAGAGUUUGGAAAGGUUGGGACCUGUACGAGCUGCUGCUGCUUGUGCUUCAGCAAGAGUACGUUCUUGUGCUGUUGGGUUUUGGGAUUGGGAGGGCAUUGAUUGUCUGAGGUAUGAUGAGUACCUAACCAAAAGUGAUUCUUUCCGAUACGUCAAUCUAAGACACUGGUUCACCAGCUCAUUACCUCUUCUUCGUACCAAAUAUCGCCUUUACGUGUUAUCAGGUUUAACGCAAAGUAUCGGUACAUCUCUUUCUUCCGACAAUGUGGCAUUUGAAUCAUUAUCCAUUUAUAUGGGACAACACUCAGAGGUAGUUCAUGAUGUAAUGAGAGAUUUGAGCGGUUUGUUGAUGGAAAAUAUCAAUACGAAUCGAAUCUUCUUACCUGUCAUGGGGACGUUGACGAGGUUGUUAAAUAUUGGUUUCAUUCCUGAUCUAUCUGUGAGACAACUCGUAAAAAGACUGGUCGAGCUGAUUGAUAGUACGAAAAGAGUAUUGUUAGUGGGUUGUAAAGGUUUAGACAAGAUGAAAUCUAUCGAGAGAAUCACGACGACUAUGCGAUUAGAUAUCACCUCCAUGUUCAAUCAAAUCACCCAGAAAAUCGGUUUAUUCUUAAAUCAUCGAUUCCCCCGUAUCAGAGCGAUGUGCGCUGAAGAACUUUAUCUUAUCUUAUCGGAUUCAGGAAAUGACGUGUUGGAAGAUUUGUUGUUGAAAACUGUAUGGACGGAAGAGGUUGGAGAUGUUCCUGAUAAAGUUGUUGCAAUGCUUGACUCUUUAUCAUUGAAUCGUGGGGAUGAGAUACAUAUGAGAUAA